AGAAUGGACAAGCAGCACAAGGAGAUUCUGCGAACAAGUCGAGUGGACCUCGUCGAUAACAUAAAUAUUGAUGAUGGACUUAUCACACAGCUCUUGUCACGUAAAAUAAUUUCUAAACGUGUCGGCAACACAAUACAGGCGUGUUCAACUCCUGAAGCAAGAACUGAAAAACUGUUGGAUGUCUUGAAUGGACCUAAUGCAUUUCAAGGCUUUUGUGAUGCUCUCAUUGCUACUGAACAAGAAUAUAUUGUUGACUUGUACUUGAAAUCAGACGGAAAGAAAGAAGAAAAAGAUCAAAGUUCUGAGAAGACAAAAUGUGUCAAAGAAACAGAAACAUCAACACAGAAAACAGAAAAAAUCCCAGAAAAUACCCAGAUUACCAAAAUUUCAGAAAAUAACUCGGGGUCUGUUGAAUUUGCUGGUCCGUCAGGGGUCUCUGUUCUUGCUCCAAGCAGAUCACAGUUUCAGUAUGCGGCCAUCAUGCAGGAGCAGGGACCUGAUCGUUACAGCAAUUUACCAAAACCUUACUUGGAAAAACAAAAUCCAUAUAGUUAUGGUGCCGGGUCAGAAAAUCAACAUCUGAAGGACCCAGAGUGGUCAGAGUACAGUUCCCAUGGAAACACAUGGAACACAAUACCAGACAAAGCUAGAUUUCAAAAGAUGCCAUAUAUGAUGCAUACUCAAAAGGGCUUGACUGAAAAUCAAGAUUAUAUAGAGAGAGAACAUGAGGAAUAUUUAAACAACAGAAUCAGGUCCAAACAUUAUGUGACAAAGGACUCCAUGUAUACCCUUCCCAAUAUGACUCCCAGGGAGGUAUUUGUUGCCCAUCAGGGACAAGAGUAUGUGGGACAGAGAUCAUCUUUACAAGAGGAAUAUUUCCGAAUACGACAAAGUGACAGAGAAAUGUUGUCACGCACUGAUAGUCUAGAUGGUAUAAUCAAACGACCUUUCAAUCCCAGUCAGGACUCUCAUGACCAUCCUGGUAUCAAACGACUUCGGACAGAAGAAACUGUGAUUUUACCUGUAAGAGAUGGAUCUGGGGGUCCAAUAUGUGUCAGAGACACAUCAUAUGAAUCACAGGGAAUGUACAAUCCAGAAAUCUUUAUGGUGGACCCAGGCAGCCAGAGGAACACCCAUGUCCCUCCUUUCCAAUCCAUCGGAGAGUUUGAUGAUCCAGAUAUUGACCUUACUGAUGGACCAGUCUCCGUACAUGUUGCACUUUGUCAGCGGCAGUUUUAUCUGAGUCACUUCAAGAAAUCUUACGCGAUGCGAAGGAUUCCACGGGGCCAAGCUCUGAUCAUCAAUGUUAAUGAAGUGGAGGGGAAGUUACCAAGACGAGGAACUAAUAUAGACAGAGAUAACCUUCACAAUCUGCUUACUCAGCUUCACUUCUGUGUCACAGUCUACAACGAUUCCGACAAACUUACAGCAGACGAUAUUGGGAAAAAACUGCAGCAAUUUGCUUCUCUGGAGGAUCAUGUCCAUGCAGACUGCUGUGUGGUGUGUCUUCUCAGUCACGGAGAGGAAGGAUACCUGUUUGGCACAGAUGGAAACAAACUUAAAUUGGAUGACAUCUUCUCUCUGUUUGACAACAAUAGUUGUAAAAGUCUCAUUGGCAAACCAAAGAUUUUCUUCAUUCAGGCUUGUAGAGGUGGAGCUCUAGAUGAAGGUGUAGCAUGGAAACAAGCAGAUGAGAUUGAUGGGUCCCAUCCGAGCAUGAGACAACUUCCAACCAUGUCAGACAUGCUGAUCUGUUAUCCAACACAGUCAGGAUAUUAUGCAUGGAGAAAUCGUGAACGUGGGAGCUGGUAUAUUGAAGCCCUCGUCCAAGUUUUGAUGAAGUAUGCCAAAAAUGAAGACAUGUGUACCAUGCUAAACAGGGUGAACCAGCUGGUUUCUAGAAAGAUAUCUCGGUGUCCUCAGAUUGAAAUGGAUCAAAUGUCACAGAUGUCUGAAUAUAAAAGUACACUGCGGAAACCUCACCUCUUCUUCUUUCCUGGGAUUGGAUCUGUUUGACCUUUAACCCAUAUCAAAAAGUCACCAAGUCAAGUUCUUCCAAUUGUUUUUAUGUUUAUAUCUGGGUAUAAUAGCAUAGAGAAUAUUUGAAGUUUUUAAUAAUCUUAUAGUCCCAUUUGUCAAAAUUAUCAAGUAACAUAACCUUCACAACAACUCUUCGUUUGUUUGUACAGAUUAGCUCAAAGUGAUAGUACACUGAAGUAUGUGGUACGUUACUGAGACAGAGACAUGUUCACAGAGACAAUUGUUUGUACAGAUUAACUCAAAGUGAUAGUACACUGAAGUAUGUGGUACGUUACGGAGACAGAGACAUGUUCACAGAAACAAUUGUUUGUACAGAUUAACUCAAAGUGAUAGUACACUGAAGUAUGUGGUACGUUACGGAGACAGUGACAUGUUCACAGAGACAAUUGUUUGUACAGAUUAAAGAUUAACUCAAAGUGAUAGUACACUGAAGUAUGUGGUACGUUACUGAGACAGAGACAUGUUCACAGAGACAAUUGUUUGUACAGAUUAAAGAUUAAC
Messenger RNA from Ylistrum balloti, 2541 nucleotides. Its product is annotated as caspase-2-like. Gene Ontology annotation, biological process: regulation of apoptotic process; proteolysis. Bases 4 to 2016 code for a protein of 670 amino acids. The transcript has 9 exons. NCBI's taxonomy places the organism in Eukaryota, Metazoa, Mollusca, Bivalvia, Pectinida, Pectinidae. Gene Ontology annotation, molecular function: cysteine-type endopeptidase activity. The record is from RefSeq and is a predicted model, not a curated record.